UCAUGACCCGAUCCAUUCCUUUUAUCCCCUCAAGAAUUGUUCUUUCCUUGGAAGCCUUAAAAAGACUUAUUUUCUUCCACCGCGCCUCAUCAUAGUCUUCAUCGCCUCACUAUGCAACUCUUCACUUCGUCCAUCGUCAUUGUUUCAAAGAUUGGUAGAUCUCAGUCGCUUCAAUCAUCCAGCCAUGCCAACUGAUGAAGAAAUCAAUUCGAAUCCCCUUCACUUCUCAAUCUCAACCAUCCACUGUUUCUCCACCCUUCGGACACCCAGACAACAGCCUUGGUGGCACAGCCGCUCACCGGAGCAACCAAUUACAUCAUUUGGAGUAGAACCAUGAAGAUGGCACUUUGAGCCAAGAACAAGAUUGAAAUUAUAGAUGGGACUUGUACUAGAGACGGUCAAGACCCACACGACUUCACCCCCAAUGGGAUCGAUGCAACCCAGUGGUGCUUUCAUGGCUGAUCAACUCAGUUGCUAAAGACAUCUCGGCGGGUAUUACUUUUUCAGAAAAUGCAAAAUUGGUCUGGAAUGAUCUGUAUGAACGCUUCAACGACACAGAUGGUACAAAAAUAUGCAGUCUUCAUGUCUUCUUAACUCCCUUACUCAGGAUUCCAUGUCUGUAUCAAGUUACUUUACUCGGCUUAAAGAAAUAUGGGAAGAGUACUCAGUCGUUGCCCUAUUACCCAGUUGCACGUGUACUUCUUCUAUCGAUUAUGCUAAGAUUGUUCAACAGCAAAGAUUGUUUCAAUUCUUGAUGGGACUCAAUUCUUCAUAUCAAUCUGUGCGCAGUCAGAUGCUACUCAUGAACCCACUUCCAACAGUUAAUCAAGCGUAUUCUAUGGUAUGCAAAGAAGAAACACAACGCACUCUGUCUUCCUCUCCAUCCCCUUUGCAUACCGAGGGUUCAACUAUGGCUGCUAGAGGAAGAGGGCGAUUUGGAAGAGGAGGUGCUCGGGAAAAUCCAUCGGAGGAAUGCUCCUAUUGCCAUCGGCGUCGUGGUCAUGAGAGAGACGAAUGUUUCCAAUUAGUGGGGUUUCCUCCCAACUUUCAAAGAGGAAGAGGGAGAGGAAAUCAAGUUCGACAGAUUCCUCGUGCUGAUCAUGCUGAUGCAACCACUGCUAACUCAAAUGGUAAUUCUAUGGUGCAUCAACCCCAGGAAUGUCAACUUCUGUCACAACAAGAUUAUACAAAUAUAUUAAAGAUGUUGAAGAAUGAAGCCACUGAUAUUGGAGCUGUUGUUGCCACAGACCCAAAGGGGUCUACAGGAUCUUUGCAGUGGGAGCGCAAAAAUGAUUGGUAAAUUGGAUUAUGGGCUUUACAUAGUUGAAGAAACUGAGACUUAUAUUCAUACUAAUGCUGUUUCUAAUAAUAAGCUAUGGCAUUUUAGGCUAGGCCACGCAUUAUAUCCUGUACUUAGACAUUUAAGUUUGUAUAAAAAAUGAGUUACCAUUUAAGUUUGUAUACUAUAUGCUUACAAGCUAAGCAGCCUCGUCUGCCUUUUCCUGCUAGUGAUAUCAAAUCUGUUCGUUGUUUUGAUCU
Prosopis cineraria is the source of this 1539-nucleotide messenger RNA. RefSeq lists its product as uncharacterized. The record is from RefSeq and is a predicted model, not a curated record. Bases 572 to 1300 code for a protein of 242 amino acids. NCBI's taxonomy places the organism in Eukaryota, Viridiplantae, Streptophyta, Magnoliopsida, Fabales, Fabaceae. The transcript is spliced from 2 exons.